Messenger RNA from Ogataea angusta, 1014 nucleotides. RefSeq lists its product as uncharacterized. The transcript has a single exon. NCBI's taxonomy places the organism in Eukaryota, Fungi, Ascomycota, Pichiomycetes, Pichiales, Pichiaceae. Bases 1 to 1014 code for a protein of 337 amino acids. The record is from RefSeq and is a predicted model, not a curated record.
AUGCUCGCGGUGCCGGGUCAAGCGGCUGAACGAGGACCCCGAGAUGCUUGUCCGGUACCAGACGUGUGUGAACUGCCGCAACAAGCGCAAGGUGAAGGAGAAAAAAGUGCGGUCGCUGUCGAAGCUGCCGAACCUGUCGGACGACUGGGCGCAGUACCAGCACAAGGUGUCUCUGAACACGCAAAUCGACCUGUACCAGCACAACUACAGAAACUACACCGACAAAGAGCUGUUCCCGCGGUACCGCCGGGAAGAGCUGACCGAGGAGAUCGUCAAGGAGAUGUCGGAGCUGGUGGUAAACCACUACAUUGCGCCGCUGCAGAUGCUCACCGGGUUCAAGUUUGCGAUCCGCGACCACCACAAGCCGAACCUGGCCGACCCAAACCCGAACAAGAGCAAGAAGAUCACGUGGAUGUACAUCUGCUCGCAGGACAAGUACCGGCAGCGGAAGAGCCGGAGCGAGAACAAGCGGCAGGUGGUGAACAAGCUCAAGACAGAGGAGUGCGACUCCAAGAUCACGCUCAACUACGACCUCGUGACCGGGGUCGUGCAGCUCAGCUACAACCACAAGCACCACGCGCCGCUCAACUGGAAGAAGGACGGGUCCGAGGAGCUGCAGUUCCAGCUGGGCGACGUGCAGGGCAGACGGAAGUACCACGAGCUGCAGCCGAAGGAGAGCGACGUGACCGAGCUGAGCAAGCUGCUGAAGCAGGAGCCGCUGGACACAAACGAGAUCGUCGAGCUGGCGACGCGCGCCGCGCAGACCGACUCGGGCAGUCAACAGGGCCAGGAACAGCUGUACGACAUUGCGCUGCUGCAGCAGCACCAGCAGCUGCCGUACCACCAGUACCGGGGCGACGAGAACGUGGACGAGAUGCUGCGGUGAGCACGGUUGGCCGGUGCGGACACGGACAAAUACGUAGGCGGAAUAGAUUGCUCGGUGACGUAAGAGGGAGGAAACUGGGGGUGAAGUCCGAGGAGGUGACCUGCACCCCACCGCGGGGGUGCGGCUAG